AUGAGGCAAAUGCGUUUGAGAAUACGUUGUUGUUUAAUUGUUAUUUUAACAAUUUUAUCAAUAAUUAUGUUCGUAUCAUUUUAUACAAUUCUAAGUCAAACACAUGAAAUUGAACAAAAAUCGAAUAUAUUCAAAAAAUUGCCAGAUAAAAGAAAUUUAAAUCAUCAUCAUCAACAACAACAACAACAACAACAUAUUCCAUUUUGGCAAGCAUUAGAAGCACAAAAUAUCUAUGAUAUUAAUUCUAUGCCGAGAAAUUAUACAGUGGAAAAUCAACCCAAUAUCAAUGAUAAAAUAAUUGAAAAUUUAUUUCAAUUAGUUAAUAAUCAUAAAUUGGAUAUUAUUACAGAUAAAGAAAUGAACAUUGAUGAAUUUGAUCAAACUUUUAUUGACACUAUAAUAACAAAGAAAAAGAGAAAAUUUAAUCAAAAACAAGAUAAUGCCGGUGAUAAUUUGAAUACAAAGCGUCACAAAAAUGAUGAAAAAUUAUCGAUGGCUACUGAGAAAAUGAUAAGUAAAAAAUAUAACAGAGAAUUAAGAAAAUAUGUUAUUAACACACUAUGGACAUAUAAAAGAAAAUAUCAAGAUAUGAAAGAAAUUAAUCUUGCCGAUAUGUUGUACGAGAAAAUUGAACAAAAUGAACCAGAAAAAUUGAAUACCAUUUGGUUUGAAUAUCUUAAAACUGUUACAAAUUUACAUGUUUAUAAUACUGACAGUAAAAUAUUACGGCGUAUAUUAUAUCGAUUAUUAAACAAUGAGAUUCUGCAAGCAAGUGAAUUGACGCAGGGUACACAAAUAAAACUUAUUUUAGAACUUGGUGAUGGUAUUGAAGGUUUACUUAAACCAUAUCGAGUACCAAGAAAUUAUCAAACAUUACCAGAUCACUAUUACUUUAGUGAUAUUGAAAGACAUCAUGCUGAAAUAGCUUCAUUUCAUUUAGAUAGGGUACUCGGUUUCAAUCGUGUUCCUCCUAUAAUUGGACGUAUUUUAAAUAUAACCAGUGAUUUACUAGAACAUGCAGUACCAGAUUUGGCUAAAACAUUUUUUAUUUCACCCGCUAAUAAUACAUGUUUUCGAGGACGUUGUUCAUAUUAUUGUGAUACAGGUCAUGCCGUUUGCGGCAGACCGAAAGAUUUUCUUGAAGCUUCACUACAAAUUUUAUUACCACGUCCUCCAGUAGUCGAAUGGCACAAGAUAACCCAUCCAUAUCGAAGAUCAUAUAGCGCUACUAAAUACGCAAAAUGGGAAUCAAACGAAAAUUAUUGUUAUGAUAAAGUAUUAAACGAUGAUUAUUAUCAUAAUCGUUUACUAUUGGAUAUGACGGAUUUGGCAGCAUUUGACUUUUUAAUAGGUAAUAUGGAUCGACAUCAUAUGAUGAGAAUAAGCAGUUUUGGACCAAAUUCUGCUCUAAUACAUUUAGACAAUGGACGAUCAUUUGGACGUUAUGAUUAUGAUGAUCUGACAAUUCUAACACCAAUUCGUCAAUGUUGUUUUUUUCGUUAUUCAACAUUUCAACGAUUUCAAAUUCUCUAUAAACAACGUCUGUCUGUUUUAUUAAAUCGAUCAUUGAAAACUGAAAGACUAAAAUUAAUAUUGAUUAAUGAACAUUUGAUAGCUCUUGAUAGACGCUUAAAUAUUCUACUUCAUCUCAUUAAUGAUUGUGUAAAACAACAUUCCGUUGCCGGUGUAAUUGUUCAUGAUGGAAUUUAA
This is a messenger RNA of Didymodactylos carnosus, 1710 nucleotides long. Lineage: Eukaryota; Metazoa; Rotifera; Eurotatoria; Philodinida; Philodinidae. The record is from the annotation of a GenBank genome assembly.